GUUGCUCCGAUUUGACAAUCACACACAAAUUUCUUACAUUAGGUAACAGAAAGUACGACGAACAGUUACCAGUUACACUAUGACCACAGCCGUGCUCGGUGCCGGCCUUAGUGGGCUAUCAGCCGGCUAUUACCUGUUGCGACGUUUCGGCAAACCUUUGACCAUUUACGAAGCAUCUCCACGCGUCGGCGGUUGGAUACGCACCGAAGGGCACAAGGAUCGGGGCUUCCUGUUCGAAGGUGGACCGCGAACAAUACGCCCCAAAGGCGUAGCGGGUGCCAACACACUCGAGCUGAUAGAAGAACUCGACCUGCCCAUUCACCCCAUUCCCAGCUCCCAUGUGGCUGCAAAGAAUCGCAUGCUCUAUGCCAAGGGACAAGUGUGCAUGCUGCCAAACAGUCCCAAGGGCCUAAUCCGCACAGUCCCACCUUUUACGAAGCCUUUGUAUAGAGCUCUGCUCCAUGACUUGUUUACGGGCAGCACUCUGGCCAAGAAUGAGGACGAAUCUAUUUACAGCUUUACCAAAAGGCGAUUCGGCAAGGAGAUAGCCGAUUAUGCCAUCAGCCCGAUGAUCUGUGGUAUUUGUGCCGGCGACGCUCACGAAAUCAGCGUGCGAUUUCUCAUGGAGACUCUCUUUGAGAACGAGCAGAAGUACGGUGGAGUGCUGAAGGGUGCCUUCUACGCCCGUUUCAAGGACAAAGUGGACGAGAAGAAACCGGGCUUAUUUGCCAGGGGCGAGCCCAAGCUUUUCCAGCAGGCCACCAAGGAGAAGUGGGCCAUGUAUGGCGUCGAGGACGGCCUGGAACAGCUGCCCCGCGCUAUGCGUAAAUAUCUAGGCGAACACGAUGUGAAUGUGCAGUUGAGCAGCAAAUGCUCCAAUCUAACCUUUAGCAGCGACGGUGCACGGAUUAGCCUGCGCGACGCCGAAGUGCCGGUGAGACACGUGAUAAGCGCUCUGCCAGCACACCAAUUGGCGGCGGUGGUGAGGGCGCAGCAUCCAUCCCUGGCAGCCCAAUUGUUGGAAAUACCCUACGUGGACGUGGUGGUGGUCAACAUCCAGUACAACAGUGACCAACUGCUGAAGCACAAUGGCUUCGGCCUGCUGGUGCCGCCCGUUGAGAAGCUGCCCAUACUCGGAGUGAUCUUCGACAGCUGCUGCUUCGACAUGGCGGGCAACACGAUCCUCACCGUUAUGAUGGGCGGUCGCUGGUUCGACCAGUGGUUCGGCAACCAGCCGAGUCAGAAGAAGCUGCGCGACAUUGCCCACCAGCACGUCCGUCAGAUCCUGCAGAUCAAGGAGGAGCCCGUGUUCAGCCGGGUGCACAUGCUCCACAAAUGCAUUCCCCAGUACACAGUGGGUCACAAGCGACGCGUGGAAAACAUUAGGAAGUACAUCAAGGACUACAAACUGCCUUUAUCCCUGUGUGGCGCAGCCUACGAUGGCGUGGGCAUCAACGAUGUCAUCUUGUCUGCGCGCAGACAGGUGGAGGAGCUGCCAUCGCCGUCGGAACCUUGAACUGAAAUUCACAUAUUUCCAUUCAAU
Drosophila arizonae is the source of this 1543-nucleotide messenger RNA. It is a transcript of the gene Ppox, whose product is annotated as protoporphyrinogen oxidase. The record is from RefSeq and is a predicted model, not a curated record. Gene Ontology annotation, biological process: heme biosynthetic process. Gene Ontology annotation, molecular function: protoporphyrinogen oxidase activity, oxygen as acceptor. Gene Ontology annotation, cellular component: mitochondrial inner membrane. Lineage: Eukaryota; Metazoa; Arthropoda; Insecta; Diptera; Drosophilidae.